Molecule: messenger RNA, 1626 nt
Organism: Candidozyma pseudohaemuli
Lineage: Eukaryota; Fungi; Ascomycota; Pichiomycetes; Serinales; Metschnikowiaceae
Exons: 1
Coding region: 1-1626 (541 amino acids)
Source: RefSeq, a predicted model, not a curated record
AUGCUUUCUGCGUUUGUCCUUCUUUCCCUAGCACUCACCUGCGACGCUCUCACGUUGCCUGCCAGCCAGGACACCGUGGGGUUUUCUGCCAAUGCGUGGAACGGCAACCUGGUCACCUCUCUGUCCACUGACGACUAUGCUGGAUACACUGCCGACCGCUUUGGCGAGGCCCAGGCUGGCCCUGCCUCUCUGAGCUCCAGUUCCAGCUCCCAGGCUUUCCAGGAGCCAUCUUUCGAGACUAGCUCUCUGGAGUCUUCUUCCCAGACUAGCUCGCUGGAGCCAUUUUUCGCAGCCAGCUCUCUGGAGCCUCAACAGACUUCCCAGGAAACGGCUGCUUUUUCUUCAAUUGCAGAGACUUCGUCUGCUUGGGCGCCCGAGACCCCCAGUUCUUCCUCGGAAAUCAAUUCCUCCAGAGCCUCGCUUCCUUGGGAAUCUCCACUGUCGGAGCUUCAGGCUGUCUCUGCAGCUCCAGAGGCUGCUGAGUCUUCUGCUGAGUCUUCUGCUGCAUCGUCUGCUGAGUCUUCUGCUCAAUUGUCCGAAUCGGACCUUGGCGCUUCCACAACCAUCAGUGGCGAGUGGUCUGCUGAAUCGUCUGCUGACUUAUCUGAAUCCGAUCUUGGAGCUUCUUCCACCAUAACUGGGGAGUGGUCUGCUGAGUCUUCCUCCCAGCCCGAGGAAUUCGAUUCCGCUCAAUCCUCCGACCCAAUUGAGUCCUCCAUCGAAUCCUCCACUGAGUCCUCCGUCGAAUCCUCCACUGAGUCCUCCGUCGAAUCCUCCGCUGUUUCUUCAGACUCUGCUGCUCCCUCAGAUCUCGCUUCUGCGGUAGCUUCUUCAACCGAGGCCUCUGAAGCCUCCUCCUCGGCCUUGUCGGCCUCGUCGGCUGCUUCUCUGGCAGAAGCCAGCUUUGCGUCCUUCUCCAACUCCACCGUGGUGUCCACGCUUCUCACCACCCGACUCGUCACCUUGUCGGCUGAAAACGGCCCCACCACCGUCUACUCCACCGAGGUGGUCACCGAAGUCGUCACUGUGGGCGGAAACGGCGACGACGACAACGACGAAAACACCCAGAACAACGCUCCUCAGGUCACCACGGACGUCCACACCACCACCGAUGCCGACGGCACCGAGGAAACCACCGUGGAGGUGACCACCCUAGUGACCGAGGCUGCCGAGACCGGGUCUGGCAGUGGUGGAAGUGACGGUUCUGGAAAUGGUGGUUCUGGAAAUUCUGGAAAUUCUGGUAACGGCAAUUCCGGUAACGGCAAUGCUGGUGGUAAUGGCAAUUCUGGUGGUAACGGCUCUGGUUCUGGUAACGACAACGACAACGACAACUCUGGAAACGCAGACCAGACCACCCUGACCAUCUUAUUCACCGUCACCGUCGAUAGCCCCUCCUCCUCGGAAACCCCGGUCUUGCCUUCCUCGCCAGGCCAGGGCGGCUACGGAAGCAACAGCACCAUCUCCUCGCUGAACUCGUCCCAGCCCUUCACUUCCUUGGCUGCAAACAGCAGUGACUCGUAUUCUACUGCUUCCUACAACUCCUCCACGCUUUUGAGCGGAGCCCAGCUUCCACAGCUGUCCACGUUCCUUCUGGUGGCCUCCAGCGCCGCCCCCUCCGGUUUUUAG